ACUCUGAAAAAACGAGACGCGCUUCCAAAGUCUCCCGUUUCACCGUGUCUGCCAUCUCAAUCCCUGCGUAUAAAUAAUCACCGGAUAGAUUGAUCGUGUAUCCAUCCAUCACCAAUCCAUCGCGGUCUCAAGCAAAUUCUGCACUCCGCGCGCUUGUAAUUUCCGACCGAGCGAAAUGGCGGCCUACGAGAAGCAGCAGCAGUCGCCGCUGAACGCCGGGUUCUACGGCCCGCCGAUCCCUCCGCCGCAGCCGGCGUACUACCCGCCGCCGUCCCGCCCGCACCGUGGCUGCGGCGGGCCGCGCUGCCUGCUGUGCUUCCUCUUCAAGGUCGUGGCGCUGGCCGUCAUCGUGCUCGGCGCGGCCACCCUGGUGCUCUGGCUCAUCUUCCGCCCGGACACCCCCAAGGCGUACGCCGACUCCGCCGCGCUCUCCCGCUUCGACCUCGGCGCCGGCGCCGGCAGCGGCGGCGGGGACCUCCUCCAGUACAACCUCACGGUGACCAUCCGCCUGAGGAACCCCAACCGGUUCUGGAUCCGGUACGAGUACGCCGAGGCGCAGGCGCUCUACGACGGCGAGCGGUUCGGCUUCAGCCCGCUGCAGCCGUUCUACGUGGGCAGCAAGAGCGACGCCCGGAUCACGGCCGCGUUCAGCGGCUCGGCGGCGGUGGACGGCGACGACGACGUGCGGCGCACGUACCGGAGGGAGAACGGGGAGGGGUUCUACUACAUCAAGGUGAGGGUGUACUCGGACCUGAGCUUCAAGGUCAGGGUCUUCCGCGUGCACGAUUACAAGAGCAAGAUCACCUGCGUGCUGCGGCUGCCGGUGCCCGCCGCCGGCGGCAACGCGAACGCCACGGCGAUGACGAUGCUGGGGACGAGGUGCGACGUCGACUUCUGAUCCUUGCCCAGUUGCCCGAUCGUCCAAACUCCAAAGGCGUGUGUCCUUAGACAGCUUAUCUUUGUUGGCCGGCCGGGGAGUCGGGGACAAUGCCGUUGACACUUGACAGUGUCUUUGUUUCACCUGCUGUUUGUAAAUGUCUUUUGGGCGCGUGAUCAUUCUUUUGUUUUUUUAUGCAUAAUAAACUUGAACUUUGUGUUCCGUAGUUAUCUUCACAGAUUAUUAAGGUUUGUAGUCUGUACAAGCUCCACGCUUUAGAGUUUACAUAAACCCUGCUAAAUCCAGCCAGUCACGCAUACAGUUUUCCUACGAAAGCUUAAAAACACAUCCCCUUAAGUUAACUGUGCCUGCUAGUAUACUGAGAUUGUAAUUAGUGAUUGAAGCAUUGGAGCAAAACCAUGUAUUUCUUUAGAAGUCCAAUCUGGACUUUGGCUCUUGAGAUUAUACUAUAUGGGUGGAGACAAAUCUA
Messenger RNA from Panicum virgatum (switchgrass), 1367 nucleotides. RefSeq names its product NDR1/HIN1-like protein 10. NCBI's taxonomy places the organism in Eukaryota, Viridiplantae, Streptophyta, Magnoliopsida, Poales, Poaceae. The record is from RefSeq and is a predicted model, not a curated record. The transcript has a single exon. The coding region runs from base 176 to 898 and encodes 240 amino acids.